GGCAGCUCGGGUAGAGAGGAAAGGUGGAGCGGCGCAGCCCGCGGCGGUCCUGGCCGGCCCCGCACUCCGGCCCGGCCUGCGCGGUCCGGCUGGAGGUCCGGAACCAUGAGCUCCUACCUGGAGUACGUGUCGUGCGGCAGCGGCGGGGGCGGCGGCGACGUGCUCAGCUUCGCGCCCAAGUUCUGUCGCGCCGACGCCCGGCCGGUGGCCCUGCAGCCCGCCUUCCCCUUGGGCAGCGGAGACGGCGCCUUCGUCAGCUGCCUGCCCCUGGCCUCAGCCCGAUCUGCGCCUCUGCCCCCAGCCGCGCCCGCGCAGCCUCCCGCGCCCCCCGCGGCCGCGCCCUCCUUCGCGCCGUGCACCCUGGAGGGCGCCUACGAGCCGGGCGCCGCACCUGCCGCGGCAGGGGGGGCGGACUACGGCUUCCUGGGGCCGGGGUCGGCCUACGACUUCCCUUGCGCGCUCGGGCGGCCGGCCGACGACGGCGGGGCGCACGUCCACUACGCGACCUCAGCAGUCUUCUCGGGCGGCGGCUCCUUUCUCCUCAGCGGCCAGGUGGAUUACGCGGCCUUUGGCGAGCCCGGCCCCUUGCCGGCGUGUCUGAAAGAGCCAGCCGACGGCCGCCCUGGGACCUUCCAGACUGCGUCCCCGGCCCCCGGUGCCUACCCCAAGUCGGCCUCGCCAGCCUCCGGCCUCCCCGCCGCCUUCAGCACCUUCGAGUGGAUGAAAGUGAAGAGGAACGCCCCUAGGAAAAGCAAACCCGCCGAGUAUGGAGCCGCUAGCCCCCCCAGCGCGAUCCGCACGAAUUUCAGCACCAAGCAACUGACAGAACUGGAGAAGGAGUUUCAUUUCAAUAAGUACUUAACUCGAGCCCGACGCAUCGAGAUAGCCAACUCCUUGCAGCUGAAUGACACCCAAGUCAAAAUCUGGUUCCAGAACCGCAGGAUGAAACAGAAGAAAAGAGAACGAGAAGGGCUUCUGCCCUCGGCCACCCCUGUGGCUUCCCUCCAACUCCCCCUCUCAGGAACUAGCACUACCAAGGCUGGCAAGAAGCCAGGGAGCCCUUCUCAGGCCCAAGAGCCCUCCUGAGGUUUAGUCUUGAGGCUGAGAAACCUUGGCCUGCGCAAGUCAGAGGCCGCCUCACCCCUAUCUAGGCUUGCUUACUAAGCUCAGUUUGGGAUGGAGGUGAGCAUGGGCAGACAUUAACAGAGGUUUCACUAGGGAAAGGAAGUAUCUUAGUGGCUUCUGAGUUCCAGGCUGUAGGUGUACAGAUAUCGGUUUCAGGUCGCUUAAGCCACUCGUUUGUGUGUUAUUUGUGUCUUAUCAGGGAAGAUGUGCCCAACUGCCAGCCCAGCCCUGCUGCUAUGUUGUCUAACUUAGUCAUAUGCAAUUCUUUGGUGCAGAGUGGCAAAGCGUUAUAUGCUGAUCUCUACCACCCCCCGCCCCCCCAUGGGCUCAGAAGAACAUCGACCCAAAGUUUUUCUGAUUUUAAU
This is a messenger RNA of Ailuropoda melanoleuca (giant panda), 1490 nucleotides long. RefSeq names its product homeobox D1 (gene HOXD1). NCBI's taxonomy places the organism in Eukaryota, Metazoa, Chordata, Mammalia, Carnivora, Ursidae. Gene Ontology annotation, biological process: regulation of transcription by RNA polymerase II. The record is from RefSeq and is a predicted model, not a curated record. The coding region runs from base 106 to 1086 and encodes 326 amino acids. Gene Ontology annotation, cellular component: nucleus. Gene Ontology annotation, molecular function: RNA polymerase II cis-regulatory region sequence-specific DNA binding; DNA-binding transcription factor activity, RNA polymerase II-specific. The transcript has 2 exons.